Messenger RNA from Capsella rubella, 2809 nucleotides. Its product is annotated as TPR repeat-containing thioredoxin TTL1. Gene Ontology annotation, cellular component: cytoplasm. The coding region runs from base 313 to 2400 and encodes 695 amino acids. The transcript has 7 exons. The record is from RefSeq and is a predicted model, not a curated record. Gene Ontology annotation, molecular function: protein binding. Lineage: Eukaryota; Viridiplantae; Streptophyta; Magnoliopsida; Brassicales; Brassicaceae.
CUCUUCUCUCUCUCUCUUCUCUCUCUCUCUUCUCUCUCUCUCUUCUCUCAGAGCAACUUUCUCUCUCUAAAGGGCACUCACAUUCGUUCUUUGCUUCACCCUUUUUUUAUUUCACGAGAUCCCCUCCUCCCUCCUCUCUCUCUUUCCCCUUCGAUGCCUUUUCGCAGAGUCUCGAAUCCUCUCUUCUCCACUACUCUUCUCCCCCACCGUCUUCUUCUCCAUUAACGACCAUUGCCCACCGGAGUCCAACCCUAAACCCGAUUAGGGUUUUCUUGAAUUCUCACAAAUUUGGUUCCUUUGGAGAAGCUAAAAAUGCCCAAGUCAGUUAAACCCAUUCCUGAAUCUGAGAAGCUCGCCGAUCGUCUCCGUGAUUCAUCACUAUCCUCCGAGAUCAACAAACCUGACUUCCGUGAAUUAGAUCUCGGUUCACCGGUUUCUCCGCUUCGUUCUCAGCCACGUGGACUCACCACUACCACUACUAGUAGUAGCAGUUCUAGCUCCUCCGGAUCUGUUACGGGUCGGGUUAGGAAUGGUCCGGUUCUUAUCGGGAGAUCUAAUUCGGUUCGUAGUCAAUCUGGUUCGUCCAGUGGGAAUACUCUAAGACCGACUCAGUCUAGAUCCGACUCAGCUACUUCUUCUUCUUCGCAUUCUCAGCCACUCGUUUCCUCUGCUACUUCUCCUGCUACUACUUCCCCGGCGGCGAAUGUACUUCCCACCGGAAACAUUUGCCCUUCCGGGAAGAUCCAAAUCACUGGAAUGACCCAAAGCCGUUCGAGAAGCGAUGUUCUUGGAUCUGGUACUGGAACUUAUGGACAUGGAAGCAUAAUGCGAGGCGGAGGAAGCAGUAUAUCUCCGGCGAAACCUGCCUCUAUUGGCGGAGGAUCUCCUACAACUUCGCCGGUUAUUGUCGGUAGCUCUAACAGAAGUAGUCCUGUUGCAGCGGAGAGUUUAUGGAAGAAAGCAAUUUUAGGUUCGGAUUCAGAGGAAGUGAAGAGAGUAGGGAAUGAAAUGUAUAGGAAAGGUUUGUUUAAUGAGGCCUUGAAGUUGUAUGAUAGGGCAAUAGCUUUAUCACCGACUAACGCAGCUUACCGGAGUAAUCGAGCUGCGGCGUUGACGGGGUUGUCUCGAAUUGGCGAAGCUGUUAAGGAAUGUGAAGAUGCUGUGAGAUCGGAUCCUAACUAUGCUAGAGCUCAUCAUCGUUUGGCCUUGUUGCUUAUUAGAUUAGGUCAGGUUAAUAGUGCAAGGAAGCAUCUUUGUUUUCUAGGGAGACCAUCAGAUCCCAUAGAGUUGCAGAAGCUUGAAGCAGUGGAGAAACAUUUGACCAAAUGCGUAGAUGCGCGAAGACGUGGUGACUGGAAAAAAGUUUUGAUGGAAGUAGAUGCUGCCAUUGUUUCUGGAGCCGAUUUUUCUCCUCAACUAUUUAUGUGUAAAGUAGAAGCAUUCUUGAAACUUCACCGGCUUGAUGAUGCUCAGUCAAAGCUAUUAGAAGCUCCUAAACUAGAGCCAUUCCCAGUAUCUUGUUCGCAGACGCGGUUUUCUGGUAUGGCUUGUGAAGCUUAUACUUAUUUUGUCAAAGCUCAAAUCGAGAUGGCUUUAGGAAGGUUUGAAAAUGCAGCUAUGGCUGCUGAGAAAGCUAGCCAAAUCGAUCCACAAUGCAACGAAGUUGCUAUGUUACACAAUACUGUUACAUUGGUUGCCAGGGCUCGUGCUCGUGGUAACGAUCUCUAUAAAUCAGAAAGAUACACGGAAGCAAGCUCAGCUUAUGCAGAAGGCCUUAGGCUUGAUCCCUGCAAUGCUAUUCUAUAUUGUAACCGGGCAGCUUGUUCCUUUAAACUUGGUAUGUGGGAACGCUCAAUUGAAGAUUGUAACCAAGCACUGCGUUAUCAACCAAGAUAUACAAAGCCUCUUCUCCGUAGGGCUGCCUCUAAUAGCAAGAUGGAAAGAUGGGGAGCAGCAGUGAGUGAUUACGAAGCCUUGAUAAGAGAACUACCUCAUGACAAGGAAGUUGCGGAAUCUUUAUUUCAUGCUCAAGUGGCAUUGAAGAAAUCUCGUGGAGAAGAAGUUUUAAAUAUGGAAUUUGGUGGUGAAGUUGAGGAAAUUUUUAGUCGUGAACAGUACAAAGCUGCCAUGAAUCUACCAGGAGUUUCGGUUAUACAUUUCUUGACAGCCUCUGAUCAUCAAUGCAAGCAGAUAUCUCCAUUUGUGGAGUCGCUUUGUACACGUUACCCAUCUAUACACUUCAUGAAGGUGGAUAUCGAGAAAUGUCCUUCGAUAGGUAAUGCAGAGAAUGUGAGGGUUGUACCGACAGUGAAGAUAUACAAGAACGGUAGUCGAGUUAAGGAGAUAGUUUGUCCAAGCAGAGAAGUGUUGGAGUACUCAGUGAGACACUAUAGCAGUUAAAAAGUAAAACCUGACAGCUUCAUCUUCAGUCUUCUGCAGCUUCCUCAUUACCCAUUUAAAGAAAAGUCUCAAUAAUCCCACUUAACUUCAGAAGGAAGCUUAAUUAUCAGGGAACCUAUAUUAGUGUAGAGUUUCAGGUCUUAAAGAUUUGUUCAUUCAUUCUCCUCUUCAUUGCCCUGUGAUCUCUGUCUCUGUAUGUUAUGUUUAGUUUUCUUCCCUUCAUUCAUUUAGACUGAGAUUGCAUUGGCUCCUUCUUCUUCUGUUUAGCUUCAAUUGUUUAGGUAUUAUUGAGAGAUGUUUACUUGUUGGAGUGUGUACAUAAGAGAGAAGUUGGGAUGUGAGUGAAGAAAGAAGGGUGCUUACCUAAGGGGCAAUAAAGACAGGAAGAUUUGGAUUCUUCAUUUUAAUU